GGGGGAGCGGAGAAAGGCUCCCGGUCUGUUUGAGCUUCCUCUUUUGCUCUCUUCUUCCGUCUGAGGUCCGCCCCGUCUGGCUGUCUGCCUCCUGCCCUCCCGGCAGCCGCCCUGUGCUCUGGUGUCGGUUGUUCGGUGCGGGUCUGUCCCUCCGGGGCUGGCCCCGCGGGGGGCGGUUGGCCCUGCUCUGCAGGACGGCCUGUCGCACUGGCUCUCCUCUGCCCUGCGGGCCGCACAGCUGAGUCAAGGAUGGAAAAAGCAACCCCGGCCCUUGCUGCUUGAAGCGUUUCAUCCUGUGGAUGUGUCUUUGCAUCCCUGAACGCUUGUUUUGAUGUGUUACAACAUAUAAACAGGCAUGAUUGGGUGUUACAAAGUGGAUAGGCACUGGAUGACCAGAGCUAAACAAUGUCUGUACCACGUGGAGCUGUCCAUGCAAAAUGGAUAGUGGGGAAAGUCAUAGGAACCAAGAUGCAGAAAACUGCCAAAGUGAGAGUGACAAGGCUGGUGCUGGAUCCUUACUUGCUGAAGUUCUUCAACAAGCGGAAAACCUACUUUGCCCACGACCCCCUGCAGCAGUGUGUGGUUGGGGACAUCGUGCUGCUGAAGGCCUUGCCUGAGAGGAGGAGCAAACAUGUCAAACACGAACUGGCUGAAAUUGUUUUCAAGGUUGGAAAUGUCAUAGAUCCAAUAACAGGGAAGCCCUGUGCAGGAACCAGGUUCCUUGAAAAUCUGUCUGACUCAGAAAACCUGACAGAGGCAGAUACCACCUAUCUAAGUGAAAAACUUCAGGAACUUAAAGUUUGUUCAACAGACAAAUAGUGGGGAAAAUAUUUAAGCAGAGGGCUCUUCAGCUUGUCUCUGUGGGGGAUGUUUGGGGCCCUGUUGUAUGUUAAAUGUUUCAGUGAAAUCUCUAGUCAAAUGAAAUAGUAAACACAGUUGCUUACCAGAGCAGAUGUUACAGAUUGAUGGGCACCUCAAAUCUUCAAAUUAAAAUACAGAGAAAAAUGUGAGUUUAGUGUUAACACUUGAUUUUGUCCAUGUAGUUUUGCCCUGAGCCCUGACAGCUUCAAAAGCCUACUGCUCACCUGGAAUGACCCUUCUGCAUUGAGAAAGGCAGGAAUAUAACUGUAUAAUGUUAAAGUUUGGUGGGAGGAUUAUUGUGUUAUUUGGUUGUUCUGUAUUUCAGUCUUUUGUGGCUUGUAGGGUUACUUAAGAUAAUGCUAUUAAACCUUUUGGGAGGAAGUGCAGAAUUUUAAAACCA
Molecule: messenger RNA, 1261 nt
Organism: Apus apus (common swift)
Lineage: Eukaryota; Metazoa; Chordata; Aves; Apodiformes; Apodidae
Gene: MRPS17
Product: mitochondrial ribosomal protein S17
Exons: 3
Coding region: 406-819 (137 amino acids)
Biological process (GO): mitochondrial translation
Cellular component (GO): mitochondrial small ribosomal subunit; ribosome
Molecular function (GO): structural constituent of ribosome
Source: RefSeq, a predicted model, not a curated record